This is a messenger RNA of Aedes albopictus (Asian tiger mosquito), 706 nucleotides long. Its product is annotated as venom acid phosphatase Acph-1-like. The coding region runs from base 27 to 605 and encodes 192 amino acids. Gene Ontology annotation, molecular function: phosphatase activity. The transcript has a single exon. Gene Ontology annotation, biological process: dephosphorylation. Lineage: Eukaryota; Metazoa; Arthropoda; Insecta; Diptera; Culicidae. The record is from RefSeq and is a predicted model, not a curated record.
UUGAUAAUCUCACCAUCAUAACCGGAAUGGACAUCAGAACUCCGGACGAUGUCCAAUCGCUAUACAGCACUCUAAAAGCAGAGGACGAAUUCGGACUGGCCUUACCAGAGUGGACCAAAGACUACUACCCGGACAAACUGCUUCCACUGACCACCUUCGGCUACGUGCUAAACGUCUACAACGACGAGCUAAAAAGGCUCAAAGGUGGCCCAUUCCUAAAGAAGACCAUUUCCGAGUGGGAAGCCGUGAUGGCUUCCGAAGUAACCCCGGCGAAGAACAAGAAAAUGUUCCUCUACGCCGGGCACGAUUCUACGGUGGUCAACAUCCUUUCGGCCUUCAAUGUGUGGAAGGAGCAAGUGCCGGGCUACGCCAUCAUGGCACUGUUCGAACUGUACAAGAACCGGCGGACAGCCGAGUACUCGGUGAGAGUCUACCAGAAGAACGUCGGAGAACUGCCGAUUAGCUUGGAGAUUCCCGGCUGCAGUAAGUACUGCCCGGUGGAGAAACUGAAAAAGCUACUGGACAGUCAUGUGCCGACCGAUAUGGCCGUGCUCUGUAAGGCCCAUUCCGCCGGGUUCGAAGAGCCACCUCCCAGUGGGCCUUGAAUCUUAUAGAGGGUAGGGUUAGGUUAGCUGAUAAGUAUUUAAGAUACAAUAGGCUCUAGUGUGAAAUGUGAUUUUAAUGUUUUUAAGAUUAUGAGAUUUUU